Molecule: messenger RNA, 639 nt
Organism: Microsporum canis CBS 113480
Lineage: Eukaryota; Fungi; Ascomycota; Eurotiomycetes; Onygenales; Arthrodermataceae
Product: protein transport protein sec22
Exons: 4
Coding region: 1-639 (212 amino acids)
Biological process (GO): vesicle fusion with Golgi apparatus; retrograde vesicle-mediated transport, Golgi to endoplasmic reticulum; endoplasmic reticulum to Golgi vesicle-mediated transport
Cellular component (GO): Golgi membrane; endoplasmic reticulum-Golgi intermediate compartment; SNARE complex
Molecular function (GO): SNAP receptor activity
Source: RefSeq, a predicted model, not a curated record
AUGGUCAUAUCAACACAGAUUUCUAGGCUGGAUGGCCUUAUGCUGGCUGCUUCAGUGGACAAUGAACAGGCUGAGUCGGAGCUUUCAGAUGUCAAGUCGCAGACCAAACAGAUAGUUGCACGGUUAAACCGCAACUCAGAGCAGCAAGCUAGCAUAUCCUCAGGCCGUUACAGUCUACAUUACAUUAUUCAGGACGACAUCUGCUUCCUAUGCAUCGCGGACCAGUCGUAUCCCCGCAAAUUAGCUUUCACAUAUCUCUCAGAUAUCGCGUCCGAGUUCUUCACCACCUAUUCUCCGACGCAGUACCUUUCCUCCACUUUACGACCAUAUGCCUUUGUUGAGUUUGACUCGUUUAUCCAGCGCACCAAGAAAACGUAUCAAGAUAGUCGAGCAACCCAGAAUAUCAAUAAAUUGAACGACGAGCUCAAAGAUGUGACCAAGGUCAUGACGAAGAAUAUAGAAGAUCUCUUGUACCGGGGUGACAGCCUGGAGCGCAUGGGAGAGAUGUCUGGAAGACUGCGGGAGGACAGCAAGAAAUACCGAAAGGCGGCUGUUCGAAUAAACUGGGAAUUGCUGAUUAAACAGGUAGGGCUGCCUGUUUUAUUCGUCUGUCAUGCGCUGUUGAGGCUCUCGUACUAA